CGUGCAUUUCAGAUGACUGAAAGGUUAGGGGGGGGCGUCGAUUACGGUCAUGUAUAAGUAACCAGCUGCGAUCCGGCGAACGCGUAUAUUAUAGUCGCGACUAUCUACGGUUUGCAAAUUUAAUUCUGCUUACUGGCACACAUAAAAGUACGUAAAUGAUCUCUCGUCGUUGCUACAAAUUCCACGUCACACAUGAAACAUGUCGCGGCAUCGAGACGUCCGUUCUAUGAAUUACUCAGACGAGUACGAUGGCUACGACGAUGUUUAUGGGCAUUCAAUGGAAGACGAUUAUUGCGUAUCACCUAGUGUGGAGCAGUUUUUAUUUGAUCGAAGCAAACAACAGAAUAUUGCUUCGUUCAUCACAGAGCCAGAUAUAGUGGAGGACAAUGAAGAUAUCGACGAGUCUCUGCCGGCGUCUGACCAAGAGAAGUGUAACCUUUCUGAAUUAGAGAGGGCAAAGUUAGUAUCUUGCUUGGAAACAAUUAGAAAUGUUAUAGGUGACACCGUGUCCGAUUCUAAAUUGAAGGAGAAGAUUAUUCUGUCGAAUUUCGAUGCGAACACAGCGCUUGAUGCCAUUUUGAAGGAAUCGUCGCCGAAACAAGAUUCCGCGGUGAAUAAGAAACGAUUGGAGCGACAUCCAGGUAACAAAUUAUCAGCGAAACCUACGUUGCAAGUUACAACACCGUCUACUGUAAAAGUCGUACCGACCGGCACAAAACCUGUUGUGAAGGGUUUUGACUUAAGCGGCGUAGAAAACACAGACUUACUGAGUCCACGUUGUGAGAGCCCAUCUUCCAAUCGGAAUAGUCCUGAAAUCAAACGCAAAGAUGUACAAAAGGAGAGAAGUACAGCCUCGUCGAAAACGAAUAGUCCGAGAUGCCAGUCACCCGUGUCGGGGCAUGUAACACCAGAAUUGGACUCCAAAGUAAAAUCUAGUGCAUCUAACGAAGAGAAAGUGGACGUCGAGGCGAUAUACAAGAAUAAAAGAGGCGAUGGCAAGGAACAGCUUCACUUGGUAGUCGUGGGACAUGUUGAUGCUGGGAAAAGCACAUUGCUUGGACGAUUGCUCUGCGAUUUGGGUCAAGUGCCACAAAGACUUAUCCAUAAAUAUCAACAAGAGAGCAAGAAGAUAGGAAAGCAGUCAUUUGCCUAUGCUUGGGUACUCGAUGAAACCGGUGAAGAAAGAGAGCGAGGAAUAACGAUGGACAUAGGCCACUCGAAGUUCGAAACAGACACAAAAUGUAUCACUCUCCUAGAUGCACCUGGUCACAAGGAUUUUAUUCCAAAUAUGAUAAGUGGUGCUACGCAAGCGGAUGUAGCUUUGUUGGUAGUCGACGCAACCAGAGGCGAAUUUGAAACUGGAUUCGACAGCGGUGGACAAACGCGCGAACACGCUCUGUUAUUACGCUCUUUAGGAGUAUUGCAACUGGCAGUAGUGGUUAACAAGUUAGAUACUGUCAAUUGGUCUAAAGAUAGAUUCAAUGAGAUAGUGGACAAAAUGAGUGUGUUCCUGAAACAAGCUGGCUUCAAGGAUACCGUCACCUUCGUACCUUGCAGCGGUUUAUCUGGAGAGAACAUUGUAACAAAACCAAAGGAACAGCUCUCUAAUUGGUAUACCGGACCUACUCUAGUCAACAUUAUUGAUAAUUUCAAGUGCCCAGAGCGGCCUUUAAAUAAACCAUUCCGUUUUUCGGUCAAUGACAUAUUUAAAGGCACUGGAUCUGGAUUCUGUGUAUCCGGUCAUGUUGAAACUGGUAUGGUAUCAGUGGGUGACAAGGUUUUAAUACUACCUCAAAAUGAAAUUGCAGUCAUCAAAGGUCUCCAAUCGGAUGAAGUUUCGACGACAAAUGCGUUUGCCGGUGAUCAUGUUGCCCUGACAUUAGCAGGGAUUGAGCAACAAAACGUGGGUAUCGGCGAUAUCAUCUGUAAUCCGCAGAAUCCAGUACCCGUAACAACCUGCUUUCAAGCGCACGUUGUUAUAUUCGCAAUUGCGAAACCGAUCACGAAGGGGCUUCCAGUGGUGAUGCACCAGCAGUCUUUGGUACAGCCGGCGGUUGUUACAAAAUUAAUAGCGCAACUUAAUCGAAGUACCGGUGACGUGAUCAAGAAGAAGCCACGUUGUUUGCCGAAAAAUUCUAGCGCUAUUAUUGAGGUCGCAACGCAAACGCCAGUCUGCAUGGAAUUGUACAAGGAUACUAAACAGCUAGGUAGAGUUAUGUUGCGAUUAGAAGGUACCACCAUUGCAGCUGGUCUAAUUACGAAAAUUUUGUAAUUCUGAUGAGAUCUGAAAGAAGUCUCGAAUAAUGUAACACAAGUUACAUAUACAUAGAUAGAAAAGUUUUACUUUCGUGUGUGCGCGCGUGCACACGUAUGAAAUAUCUAUAAAUCACACAAAACAACAUAUAUAAACUCCAUAGGUUGUUAGUUUACGUACAACAGUGCAGAGAACUUUACACAAUUAUUUAAGACUUUUUUCCUUGAUUAUAAUGUAUCCUAGAGUAUAUUUGUAACUUAUAUCUUGAACAAAUUGUGAAACUCAUUUGGCAUAUUCAAUAAAGAUACGAUUACAUUACUUUUA
Messenger RNA from Vollenhovia emeryi, 2578 nucleotides. RefSeq names its product HBS1-like protein (gene HBS1). Gene Ontology annotation, biological process: translation. NCBI's taxonomy places the organism in Eukaryota, Metazoa, Arthropoda, Insecta, Hymenoptera, Formicidae. Gene Ontology annotation, molecular function: GTPase activity; GTP binding. Bases 200 to 2272 code for a protein of 690 amino acids. The record is from RefSeq and is a predicted model, not a curated record. The transcript is spliced from 9 exons.